AGAAAUCCUGCUCGGCCCAUUUCCCGUCUGAACACGCCCCCGCAAACUUCACUUCGACCAGAGCAAACUACGAGCGAUCUCAGCCAGGUCACACGACCCUAUGUCAGAAUGUGUGUGUCAAAAUGUUUUUAGCCAGUUUAACACUUCACCGCGAAUCUCUCAACGGGAUCGACACAUUUUGAACAAGAUGGAUUGAAAAGGACUGAACAAUGCAAGGAUGGACAGAGGUCAGAUGUCACCAUGGAAAAACAAUUUGGCAACUCGCCUGCUUACUGUUAUGCUCCUGUUCCUCCAGUAUGGCCUGCUGGUGUCUCAGGAGGUGACCUGUGCAGAGGACGAGCAUCGGCACGCAACGGAGCCUUUCUGCUGCAACAAGUGCCCACCAGGGUUUCAUGUGGAAGAGGAUUGUGCCUCACAGUGGAAUAGAACCAAGUGCAAGAAAUGUGGAGAUGGACGGUACCGGAGUGACACAAACUACUUUAACGCAUGCGAGCAGUGCACCAAGUGCAAAGACAAUGAAGUGGAAGUGAGCAAGUGUGACUACAAAAAUAAUAGAGUCUGCCAAUGUAAGGAGGGCUACUACAAAUUGCAGCUUAGCACAAACACUCACGAGUGCAGACUCUGCAGAGUGUGUGGGGCUGGAGAGAGAGAGGUCCAGAAUUGUACAGCAGAGCACAAUAGAAAGUGUGAGUCACGUGAGCGGUGUUUAAAGGACUGCUCCCAAUCGUGUGGGCCAAUCAUAUGGCCGUCCACUACGACUCUGCCUACAACUCCUCAAACAAAUCGCAAGGAAGGUGCAGAGGGCCAUAUGCUGAUUAUAGUGGUGUCGAUAGCGAUUGCCUCGAUAACUGUGCUGGCGUUGGGUAUGAUCCUGAGCUACAGAUUCAUCAGCCAGCGCUGCUGGACGCAGGAGAAAGUAACAUUGCAAAGUCAAAGGAGUGAAGACUCAGAGUCGCCCUCUUCGGUCUUGUCUACCGAGUCUCUACUCAUUAGAGAAGACAGCAGCCGUAGCCACGACAACUACAGUGUUCCAUACCCAACUCCCACUCAUAUGGAGAGGCAGUACGCAUCACCUCCCUGUGAGACACCAGCGAUCAAUACCAAUAAGUUCAUCUACUCCCUGCUGGAAGUGGUCCCCGUUCUGCGAGUCGAGGAGCUGCUCCGACGUCUCGACGUAAGUGACCAAAUCAUCGACCGGGCCAGACGGGACCACCCCACGUCCUGUAAGGAAGCCCACUUCCAUAUGCUGAAGGCAUGGAGCGAGAGUGGACCUCGUGGGGGAGGAGGAGGAGGAGGAGGAGGAGGAGGUGGCAGUCUCCCCUUGCCGCUCCUACGUACCAUGCUAGAGACACUGAGGGAGAUGAACCUCCGAGCCUCCGCAGAGAUAUUGGAGGAGAAAUACCAACUGGAGCACUUAGGGCACACAUGAACUGCACUGCACCGCUCUGCACCAUACGUUACUGCACUGAACAGGAACAUGACUUGGAUGGCUUAGAGUCUGCACCUGCAUCGAUGCACAUGUUUAGACACAGUACAGUACAUACACCAGGGCGCAUAUACAAGCGAAAGCCUUCACACCGCAGAUAUUAUGAGCACAUUUCACACCCUUAUUGAUGUGACUCUACCCCACUGACACAAUAAAAGGUGUUGCAAGAAGGCCCAGCUUUGAAGGCGUUUUCCUCUCGCCCUUCACCAUCAGUUCUCAAGACUGACUGAAUAAACCUUGUUGGUGGAUCUUCAGUUUCCAAACAGCCGUCCAGUUCGCUACAGCCUAUGAAACACAAACUCCGUGCCAUGUUAGUACAGGCCAAGAGAGAAACGUGCCGGUUCCUGCUGCUAAUCUGGAACCGAAUGCCUGAAAAUUAAGUUCCUGAUGGAAUCUAAGUAAAGCUUUUUUUUUAAAAAAACAGAACUGUGACGAUAAGGUAGACAUUGGUUCAUCUCGGUCACAUGCGACAAAAUAAGCAAGUGGUGUGAAUGUGGGUCGGCCACCAGUACUGUAUAGUAGUUUCCCAGUCUAACUGGUGUGGGAACCAACACCAUUAUGAUGGCCCGGAUGGAAAAUAGCCAAACACUCAAAAAACAAAAUGUGCCAAAGCCCCUUUAAAGUUUGUACUUCAAUCCAUUGUGAGACAAGAAACAAGGCCAGGGGGAAAAGAGCAUAAUGAUCAAGUAUGACCAAGAGGAUAUGUGAACUGAAAUACACGUUACAUAGACACACAUGGCACUUGAUAUACUCGAUACACAUUAUACUCGACAACAUACGAUAUACUAUAUAUAGCCUAUGUUUUGUUGACAUGAAUUUAAUAGACGCUGGAAAUGUGUGAAAAACAGAACUAUAGCCUUCAGCUACAUGCAGAGAUGAUGGCGCAGUAAAAAAAAAAAAGUUCACGCAUGCACACACGCACGCAUGCAUGCACGCAUUUGAUUGCACACAUUCGAUUGCACAAAAAAAAUGCUGUAAAAAAAGUUGGAAAUCAAGAAGUGAAACUCCUGAUUCAUCAUAGCUACAAACUGCCCAUGGAGCCUAGUUUUGCAAUUCUCAGGAUCAAGCUUUGCGUGUUAAAUGGUUGCUGUGUAUGCGUGUGUGUGUGUGUGUGUGUGUGUGUGUGUGUGUGUGUGUGUGUGUGCGUGCGUGCCUGCGUGCGUGCGUGCGUGCGUGUGUGUGUGUGUGUGGGGGGGGUAUUUUGUGAGUCCGUCCGUCAAUUUCAGGUGCAGUGUACUGAAAGAAAGGUAACAGGUCCACCUGAAUCACAAACGUCAAUGUCAUUAGAACCCCAGGCAUUAAUGAAAGCCUAAACCUAGUGUGAUACUGCUCUUUAGUUACGGCAUUGUUGAUGUGUACAUUUUCAGAUUCUUAUACAUGUAAACAAAAGAUGUAAUAUACAGGUGUAUGGUUGAAUAAAAAGAGAAAAUAUAUGUUUGUACAUUUUCAGCACAUGGAGUGACUUCCAUGGGUAUGUGAAUAUAAAAACAAUAUUUUUAGUUGUCGAUAGCCUGUUGAAUUUCAGGCAGUGGAUGCUGGAUGUGUACCUAUGUGUACUUAUUGCAGUUAUUUUCCCUAGAAUAAGUUACUGAACUGUAGUGAUUUUCUCUUUGAAAAUAAGUACCUGCCACACUAAUGUAAAUCCUAUUGUUGGCUCUGUGGUCUCUGCUUAUAUGGAGUGUGUACUCUUGUUACCGAAGUUGCUUUCCACACUUCCCAACAGUCUGAUGCAGUCUGCACUGGAUCUUUGGCUUUAUGCAGGCCCAAUUUAGGACGCUCCAGGGACCUACAUGUAGGGCGUAGCAGUGAGUAGGUGACACAAGGAGACGUAUGGAUUUGAAUUGUAAUGGAGGGGGAUUCAAGUGAAUUGCUUGUGCAUAGGGUCCAGAAUGCAAUGCUAUGCCCCUGACUGUAUGGCUGUAUACUACAGUCUCUUCUCUGCAAUGAUUUGGUACACGUAAGAAUACAGAGUUGAUAUUGACUCUUCUGUAUUAGAAUGUUAAUCAAUUUAUCUGAACAAUCAAACUAUGACUUUGACGGCCAACCCUGUGCCCCUUGUGAUGGUUUUAUAAGACCCAUGAAAUGUAAAAGCACCUUUUUCAAACUUUUCUUUGCACUUUCAUAUAACCAGCUUUAAGAACGGGUGCUAUGUUUUAGUAAUCGUUGUCCUUUUGUGGGGCAAAAGUAAGCAUAGUAAGCAUUACAUGUUAAUCGUCACAUCUGUGUGUUGAAGACCCCAAGCACAGCUAUUGAAACUGAUGAGCACUCAGCUCAAUGUUUUUUGUACAGUACCAUAUUGCAUGGGGUGUACUCCAGGUUAGAGACGAAUUCAGCUGUGUAGUCUGGCAACAAGACGACAGAUGGAAGAAAGUUAUUUUAUAUAUUGUGAACAAUAAAAAAGAACAUAUUAUCUUAAGCAUUGAAUGCUUUGGUUUGGUCAUUUGUGUGUAUAGCUUAUGUGUGGGUUGUGUUCCCGUAUGCACAUAGUGUACGACUGUCUUUGCAUUACUGUGUCAGUGUGUAUGUAUGUACAGUAUACUGCCUGUGAGCGUGAAUAGGCAUUAUUUAUUGUCAUGUGUCAGCUUGUAUGUAUUGUAUAAUAUAUUGCAUGUGGUAUGCAGUCCAACUGCAUUGCUGUAGGAUGUCAUGUUGUUAUAUCAUCUUGAUAUUGUACCUGUUGUACUUGUACUUAAAUCGCUCGUUAUUGCGUCCUCUGCAUUCCCUCAGAUACGGUACAUACACACCCUCGCUUUGGGCUCCUUUUAGCUUUGCCUGAAUUAGGAAUGCCUUUACACACAUGCAC
This is a messenger RNA of Engraulis encrasicolus (European anchovy), 4289 nucleotides long. It is a transcript of the gene tnfrsf1a, whose product is annotated as tumor necrosis factor receptor superfamily, member 1a. Gene Ontology annotation, molecular function: tumor necrosis factor receptor activity; tumor necrosis factor binding. Lineage: Eukaryota; Metazoa; Chordata; Actinopteri; Clupeiformes; Engraulidae. Gene Ontology annotation, biological process: signal transduction; inflammatory response. The coding region runs from base 218 to 1429 and encodes 403 amino acids. The record is from RefSeq and is a predicted model, not a curated record. The transcript has 10 exons. Gene Ontology annotation, cellular component: signaling receptor complex; membrane raft.